Anastrepha obliqua is the source of this 1781-nucleotide messenger RNA. RefSeq lists its product as uncharacterized. The record is from RefSeq and is a predicted model, not a curated record. Gene Ontology annotation, biological process: protein peptidyl-prolyl isomerization. Lineage: Eukaryota; Metazoa; Arthropoda; Insecta; Diptera; Tephritidae. Bases 320 to 1762 code for a protein of 480 amino acids. The transcript has a single exon. Gene Ontology annotation, molecular function: peptidyl-prolyl cis-trans isomerase activity.
CGCUAGUUUGGAUUUUCUGUAUUUCCUUCAUUUUCAUUUGAUUGAAAAGAAAAUUUAAUUUCAUAACGUGAAAUUUGGCCUAACUUCUGUGCACAGAAACUAAAUUAAAUUAAUUUAAAUUUAUUAAAUUUUAGUUGAAUAUUUGGCCUUCGGGUGGAAAAAAGUAAAAUUUUCUUCUUCCCAUCGCAUAACGCAGUAAAAAAAACUAAUCAACAUUAGUUCGUUCAAAAAACCAGCUACGCGCGGUGCGCGCCGACUGCGGCAUGUUCCAUCCAGCAUUUCUCAUAGCCUGGCGCGAAUCAAUUUACUUAAGAGUCGAAUGCGUUCCUUGAACAUCAGUGAGCGCAAGAAGGAUUAUGUGGCGCAUCGGUUGCGCGUGAAAAAUGCCAAGAGUGUGGUGAACAGCCAACCGCCGAGCCGUGUUGCAAGUCGACCACAACGUGAAAUGACAUUCACUGAGAUGUUGAACUCGGUACGCACAGCCAUUCAGCGCAGCAGUAAUACGCGUACCUUCACCAAUACACCAGUCUCGAUGGCACCAUCGGCCACCGGUACUACUUUGACCACUGCCUCAACCACAUCACCACGCCGACUGGCCAAAUCGCGCAUAAAACUAAUGAAAAGCGAUGCGCUUUCGAUUGGUGGCCGCGAGAAAUCGACGAUGCUGCUAUACGACUGCAAUUCAUGUGGCUCUACUGGUUGCUGCUGCACAUGUGGCGACGCUGGCGAUGGGCGGCACACUGUGGAAUCACGCGUUGAUAUACACGAGAAGUUCAAACGCAAGAUGGGAUCCGAUAAAGGAAGCGGUGAUUAUAAUAGGAAUUCUUGCACAAAUGGAUCGAUAUAUAAGGGUGGUGGGGGUUUCAAUGGCAACACUGGCUGUACUGCUCAUACCAAGGAAACGCAAUUGGCGAACGAUGUGGAAGUAGUGCAGCCAUCGUCUGCCGAGAAACGCGCAGCUUACCAGCAUGCACGCCUAUCGAUGCCUUUGCGCUCAUUCUGGCAUCGCAUCACCCGCAAGGAGUGGAACAAUGACACGCGUGUGCCACAAAAACCUCAUCGUGUCGCCGCCGAAAUGAGUAAGUCUCAUCGUAGGCGCUGCACUCAGCCCUUGACAUCAACGGACGCAUUUCAUGGCAAUGGUAGUCCAUCACUUAAGCGCACAACAAAUGCAACCCAAGAUGUGGUGAUACAUUGUGGCAUUCCGCAGCAUGUGAUAAAACGUUAUCAGGAUCUAACUGUAUCUAGCGAUGAGCCAAUGUUGCGUCGCCUGUUGCGUCCGCGCGUCUUCUUCGAUCUUGAAGUGAAGGGCCUACGCCCGUUGGGUCGCAUCGUUAUACAGCUCUUUACGGAGGCCUGCCCGGAAGUGGUACUGGAAUUUGUGCGCAUGUGCACUGCGGAGAAUAGUGAGCGAAUGAGCUUUACGCGUCUCUUUCCGCCGCUGUGGUUGGAGGGCGAACUGGCGUUGACUGACAACAAAACACUGACGGCGCCCAACAUCGAACACGACACGAAUGUGUUGGAUCAUGGCUGCGGUGCGGGUGUGCUCUCGUUCCCUAGCCGCUAUGUGCGUGGCAGUAAGCGCCGCUUUCUCAGCUUUUCCAUUAGCUUCAAACCGCUGCAGGUGUUGAAUGGCAAGCGUAUCGCAUUUGGACGUGUGAGACGUGGCUUUUGGAUACUUGACACCGUGCAGGAUUAUGGCACCAAUAGCGGCAAGCCACAGCGAGAUAUAAUCGUAACGAGCUGUGGCAUGUGUAAAUAGCUGAGUCAAAGUGUGGGCA